CGUUUCAGACAUACCGGAAGAAACUGUUUCCGGGAGCCGGGGUGGUGAUUUCCGGCUUGCUGAAGAAAGUUGAGCAGGAGCGCUCUGCAGGUUCUUGGAUUCUGAAAAAUGGACAGCCAGGGCAGGAAAGUGGUGGUUUGUGACAAUGGAACCGGGUUUGUGAAGUGCGGUUAUGCUGGCUCCAAUUUUCCAGAGCACAUCUUUCCAGCGCUAGUGGGCAGGCCGAUCAUCAGGUCUACUGCCAAAGUGGGAAACAUCGAAAUCAAGGAUCUUAUGGUGGGAGAUGAGGCAAGUGAGCUACGCUCCAUGCUGGAAGUGAACUACCCCAUGGAGAAUGGGAUAGUCAGGAACUGGGACGACAUGAAGCACUUGUGGGACUACACGUUCGGUCCCGAGAAACUCAACAUCGACUCCAGGAACUGCAAGAUCCUUUUGACAGAGCCCCCAAUGAACCCCAUGAAGAACAGGGAGAAGAUCAUAGAGGUAAUGUUUGAAACAUACCAGUUUUCUGGGGUCUAUAUAGCUAUUCAGGCUGUACUUACGCUAUAUGCUCAAGGCUUGCUGACAGGAGUGGUUGUCGACUCUGGAGAUGGUGUAACCCACAUCUGCCCUGUCUAUGAGGGGUUCUCACUGCCUCACCUGACUAGGAGACUAGACAUUGCUGGAAGGGACAUAACCCGCUACCUCAUCAAGUUGCUUUUGCUGAGAGGAUACGCCUUCAACCACUCGGCUGAUUUUGAGACGGUUCGCAUGAUGAAAGAAAAGCUGUGUUACGUCGGCUAUAACAUUGAGCAGGAACAGAAACUAGCCUUGGAGACCACCGUGCUUGUAGAGUCUUACACGCUCCCAGACGGCAGGGUAAUAAAAGUCGGAGGAGAGCGUUUCGAAGCUCCUGAAGCUUUGUUCCAGCCUCACCUCAUCAAUGUGGAAGGGGUUGGAGUGGCUGAAUUACUCUUCAAUACUAUCCAUGCAGCUGAUAUUGAUACCAGGGCUGAGUUCUACAAGCACAUUGUUCUGUCCGGAGGCUCCACUAUGUACCCCGGGCUGCCCUCGAGACUUGAGCGGGAGCUGAAACAGCUCUACCUGGAGCGUGUUCUGAAGGGAGACGUGGAGAAGCUCUCAAAAUUCAAGAUUCGCAUUGAGGACCCUCCUCGCCGUAAGCACAUGGUGUUCCUGGGUGGGGCAGUGCUGGCUGACAUCAUGAAAGACAAGGACAACUUCUGGAUGACUCGACAGGAGUAUGAGGAGAAAGGCAUGCGCGUGCUUGAGAAGCUGGGAGUAACUGUUAGAUAAGCUUGGACACUUGUUAACCAUCGUUUCCCUAUGGCUUUCUUACUCUUAUCGUUUUCUGCUACCUUUCCAAGUCAUUCAUCCAUCUUACUUGGAAAGGCCUGUCUGUGCCCACAGGGAGGGGUGGGGAGGGGGAUGUGUCGGUUUCUUGGGAGAGCUUUUGUUAAAUGUAUGUUAUUGCCAGUUUAAUUUGAUUAUUGCCCUGUAAACAAAACCACAGAAGCAAAGGACCUGUCUUUUACAUUGUUGUAGUCCUGUAGGCAUUCUGAUAACUCCUGUGGUCUCUCUUUAUUAUUUGCAUUUAUAGCAACAGGCUUGCUAGCUUUCUUUAACACACCAAGUGGUAUAUGGCUUUCUGAGUCCAAGAAGCUUGGGUAAAUAUAAAAGAUGUUUUUUUUAUUUAUCACCCCAAUUAUAUUGCAGUGGUCAGUGGGGUGGGGUGGGGGGGGGGGGGGGGUUCAAAACAUGUUUUUAUUUUAUUUUUCAUACUCUUACUUUUUAAUUUUGCUGUGCAGCACCAUUUUCUUGAGUAGAAUGCAAGAAUGUUUCAUCAAGUAAUGUACAAUCACAACCAUGCACAAAGCUUCAGUAUACAUUGUUCUGUUUAAAAGGGACUGGGUUCUGUGGAAUAAAUGUAUUUAAAUUAGUAAAAAAAAAAAUUAAAAAAAGCGCAGGGGGAUGUUUGUAAUAUUAAUACAAAUAAAAUCAGUGUCUAUGUGACACAGACAUUGUAAAAGCUGGUAUUUAAGUUUCUGUUUGGUGCUCAUGUGUAUAUCAGAGGCUCUUCAUACUCAAUUUUGCAUAACCGUUUUUAUCCAAUGCCAAGCGCAGUUAUUAAACUGGAUUUUGUUUUUCAUCGCGUAACUGCCUAAUGCUGAUUUAAAUAAAGCAAACUGAUUUAUAAAUAUUUUUUUGCUAUUGAAA
This is a messenger RNA of Acipenser ruthenus (sterlet), 2214 nucleotides long. Its product is annotated as actin-related protein 2-B. The record is from RefSeq and is a predicted model, not a curated record. The transcript is spliced from 9 exons. Gene Ontology annotation, cellular component: actin cortical patch; Arp2/3 protein complex. Lineage: Eukaryota; Metazoa; Chordata; Actinopteri; Acipenseriformes; Acipenseridae. Gene Ontology annotation, biological process: Arp2/3 complex-mediated actin nucleation. The coding region runs from base 109 to 1293 and encodes 394 amino acids. Gene Ontology annotation, molecular function: actin filament binding.